Messenger RNA from Pygoscelis adeliae (Adelie penguin), 3026 nucleotides. It is a transcript of the gene AARS1, whose product is annotated as alanyl-tRNA synthetase. Gene Ontology annotation, biological process: alanyl-tRNA aminoacylation; tRNA modification. Lineage: Eukaryota; Metazoa; Chordata; Aves; Sphenisciformes; Spheniscidae. The record is from RefSeq and is a predicted model, not a curated record. Gene Ontology annotation, molecular function: amino acid binding; nucleic acid binding; aminoacyl-tRNA deacylase activity. The transcript is spliced from 19 exons. Gene Ontology annotation, cellular component: cytoplasm; mitochondrion.
CACCAAGGCCUCGCCGCUUUCCCUUCCGCUUGCUUUGGGCAGCUGUGACUUGCAGCUUCAAGAUGGAAGCUACGCUAACAGCUAGCCAGAUCCGGCAACGGUUUAUUGACUUCUUCAAGGAAAACAAGCACACCUAUGUGCACUCAUCUUCUACAAUCCCCCUGGAUGACCCCACGCUGCUCUUUGCUAAUGCUGGUAUGAAUCAGUUCAAACCCAUCUUCCUCAAUACUAUUGACCCCUCGCACCCGCUCGCUAAACUGAACAGAGCUACCAACACUCAGAAGUGCAUCCGAGCAGGGGGCAAGCACAAUGACCUGGACGACGUCGGGAAAGAUGUCUACCACCACACCUUCUUCGAGAUGUUGGGGUCCUGGUCCUUUGGGGAUUAUUUCAAGGAGCUUGCUUGUAAACUGGCACUGGACCUUCUCACCAAGGAGUUCGGCAUCCCUGCUGAAAGACUCUACGUCACUUACUUUGGUGGAAAUGAGGCUGCGGGACUGCAACCAGACCUGGAGUGCAAGCAGAUAUGGUUGAAUUUGGGUCUGGCUGAGGGCAGGAUUCUGCCUGGCAAUAUGAAGGAUAACUUCUGGGAAAUGGGAGACACAGGCCCCUGUGGCCCUUGCAGCGAGAUCCACUAUGACCGGAUCGGGGACAGAGAUGCUUCGCACCUGGUCAAUCAGGAUGACCCCAACGUCCUGGAGAUCUGGAACCUGGUGUUCAUACAGUUCAACAGGGAAGCUGAUGGGACACUGAAACCUCUUCCUAAGAAAAGUAUUGAUACUGGGAUGGGCCUGGAGAGGCUGGGCUCUGUGCUGCAGAACAAGAUGUCCAACUAUGACACCGACCUCUUCCUUCCUUACUUUGAAGCCAUCCAAAAGGGCACGGGUGCCAGGCCAUACAUGGGGCAAGUUGGUGCUGAGGACGCCGACGGUAUAGACAUGGCCUACCGCGUGCUGGCUGACCAUGCACGGACCAUCACGCUGGCCCUUUCUGAUGGGGGCAGACCUGACAACACUGGCAGAGGGUAUGUGCUGAGGCGCAUUCUCCGACGGGCUGUGCGCUACUCCCACGAGAAGCUUAAUGCCCCCAAGGGUUUCUUUGCUACUCUGGUUGAUGUGGUGGUGCAGUCACUGGGAGAUGCCUUUCCUGAGCUGAAGAAGGACCCAGAUAUGGUGAAGGACAUUAUCAAUGAAGAAGAGGAUCAGUUCCUGAAAACACUAAGCAGAGGACGUCGCAUCCUGGACAGGAAGAUCCAGAGUCUGGGAGACAGUAAAACCAUCCCUGGUGAUACUGCCUGGCUGCUGUAUGACACCUACGGUUUUCCUGCGGAUCUCACUGGGCUGAUUGCAGAGGAGAAGGGCCUUGUUGUGGACAUGGAGGGCUUUGAAGAAGAGCGGAAAAAUGCGCAGCUCAAAUCCCAAGGGAAGGGUGCCGGAGGGGAGGACCUCCUCAUGCUGGACAUCUAUGCCAUCGAAGAGCUGAGGGCCCGAGGGCUGGAGGUGACUGACGACUCCCCAAAAUACAGCUAUGCUUCAGAUCAGAGCGGUGCCUACGAUUUUGGGAGCCUCGUGGCCACAGUGAAAGCCAUCCGCAGGGAGAAGAAGUUUGUGGAGGAGGUGUCCACUGGCCAGGAGUGUGGGAUAGUGCUGGAUCGGACCUGCUUCUACGCCGAGCAGGGAGGGCAGAUCUAUGACGAGGGCUACAUGGUCAAGGACGAUGACGGCAGGGAGGAUAAAACAGAAUUCACGGUGAAGAACGUGCAGGUCCGAGGAGGCUACGUGCUUCACAUAGGAACUCUAUAUGGAAGCUUGAAAGUAGGAGAUCAGGUCCACCUGUCUAUUGAUGAGACUAGGCGGAGGCCAGUCAUGAGCAACCACACGGCCACCCACAUCCUCAACUUCGCCCUGCGCUCAGUGUUGGGGGAAGCUGACCAGAGAGGGUCGCUGGUCGCACCGGACAGGCUGCGGUUCGACUUCACAGCCAAGGGAGCCUUGUCUACCCAGGAAAUCAAGAAAGUCGAAGGGAUUGCCAACCAGAUGAUUGAGGAGGCAAAGACUGUGUACGCCAAGGACUGCCCUCUUGCAGCAGCCAAAGCUAUCCAAGGACUGCGGGCAGUUUUUGACGAGACCUACCCCGAUCCUGUCCGUGUGGUCUCGAUCGGCAUCCCUGUGGAGGAGCUGCUGGCUGACCCCUCUGGCCCCGCGGGCUCCAUCACUUCUAUUGAGUUCUGCGGAGGGACGCACUUGCAGAACUCCAGCCAUGCUGGCCCCUUUGUGAUUGUUUCAGAAGAAGCAAUUGCUAAAGGCAUCCGGAGGAUAGUUGCAGUCACCGGGGCCGAAGCUCGGAAGGCCCUCAGGAAAGUCGACAGCCUCAGGAAACUGUUGUCAGCCCUGGAGGCCAAGGUGAAGGUCCAGACCGCUCCCAACAAGGAUGUGCAGAAGGAGAUCGUGGAUCUCGGUGAGAUGCUGGCCACUGCUGUUAUCCCACAGUGGCAGAAAGAUGAACUGAGAGAGGCUGUUAAAGCACUGAAGAAAGUUAUGGAUGACCUGGACCGAGCAAGCAAAGCCGACAUCCAGAAACGAGUGAGCCCUGGGCGGGAAUAAAGGGCAGAGUGGGAGGAUCCCCCGAGGUCCCCGUGGGUGCCGCGGGGGCUGGUCGCCAGCAGGGGGAAGGCGUGCUGCAAUGACUUUGUCGUCCUACAGGCCCUGAACGAAUCUCUGAAGCUCUUCAAGACUUACUCGCCCCAGACUGCCGCCAUGCUCUUCGCUGUAGAUAACGAAGCUGGCAGAAUCACCUGCCUGUGUCAAGUACCCCAGGAGACCGCAAAUAAGGGCCUGAAGGCCAGCCAGUGGGUGCAGGAGGUGUCUGGCUUGAUGGACGGCAAAGGCGGGGGGAAGGACGUCUCCGCGCAGGCGACGGGCAAGAACGUGGGCUGCCUGCAGGAGGCCCUGAAACUGGCCACGGACUUUGCCAGGCUCCGGCUGGGGGAGCUGAAGAACUGACGGGGGGGUGGGGGGGGGGGGGUG